Platichthys flesus (European flounder) is the source of this 586-nucleotide messenger RNA. Its product is annotated as gamma-glutamyl hydrolase-like. Lineage: Eukaryota; Metazoa; Chordata; Actinopteri; Pleuronectiformes; Pleuronectidae. Gene Ontology annotation, biological process: tetrahydrofolylpolyglutamate metabolic process. The coding region runs from base 1 to 528 and encodes 175 amino acids. Gene Ontology annotation, cellular component: vacuole. The transcript is spliced from 5 exons. Gene Ontology annotation, molecular function: gamma-glutamyl-peptidase activity. The record is from RefSeq and is a predicted model, not a curated record.
AUGGUGUUUGGUGUUAGUCCAGGAUUUAACAGAUCCUCCUCCUCACCACAAAUCUGUGUCCGUCCUACAGUGGCCCGUUCCAGCCGUCUGUUUCAGAGUUUCCCCAAAGAUGUGCUGAGGUCUCUAACCGAGGAAAACAUCUGCCCCCACUUCCACAAGUGGAGUCUGUCCACCGAGAGCUUCAACGGGAAUCCCAGGCUACAGGAGUUUUACAAGGUCCUGUCGACGAACCACGAUGGGAAGCAAGAAUUCAUCUCCACUAUCGAAGCCUACCAGUAUCCAAUUUAUGGAUUACAGUGGCAUCCGGAGAAAACCCCCUUCGAGUGGAUCGACAAACCGGGGAUGAUUCACUCCACUGCUGCAAUAAGAGUCUCCUUCUACUCUGCCAGCUUCUUCGUCUCUGAAGCCAGGAAGAGCAACCAUCGUUUCCCGAGUCAGGAGGAGGAAGAGAGAGCGCUCAUCUACAACUUCUCUCCCAUCUUCACUGGCAAUGGGUCCAUCUUCAUGCAGAUCUAUUACUUUGAUUGAUGAUGAACCCGUCACUGGAGGAACAUCUUCAACCUGAUGGAGUCAGUGACAUUGAAAC